Molecule: messenger RNA, 1655 nt
Organism: Manacus vitellinus (golden-collared manakin)
Lineage: Eukaryota; Metazoa; Chordata; Aves; Passeriformes; Pipridae
Gene: SNTG2
Product: syntrophin gamma 2
Exons: 17
Coding region: 43-1605 (520 amino acids)
Cellular component (GO): intracellular anatomical structure; dystrophin-associated glycoprotein complex
Molecular function (GO): structural molecule activity; protein binding
Source: RefSeq, a predicted model, not a curated record
GUGGGAGGCAUCUUUGCCCAAGGCAGGAGAGACUGGGACUUAAUGAUCUUUAAGACUAAAACUGGUAUUGCAUUGUUGUAUGAUGAAGUAUCUGAAAAUGCUUAUGACAUCCGACUGAAGCUUACAAAAGAGGUAUUAACAAUUCAAAAACAAGAUGUCGUCUGUGUUAGUGGAAGUGAUCACAGUGCAAAUCACAGAACUGUUACACUUCGUAGACAACCAGUUGGUGGCUUGGGCUUAAGCAUAAAGGGUGGUGCUGAGCACAAAGUGCCUGUCGUCAUAUCAAAAAUAUUUAAAGACCAAGCAGCUGAACAAACAGGAAUGUUAUUUAUAGGAGAUGCAAUAAUACAGGUUAAUGGUAUAAAUGUAGAAAGUGCUACCCAUGAAGAAGUGGUACACCUACUGCGAAAUGCUGGCGAUGAAGUUACCAUCACCGUUCAGUACCUCAGGGAAGCUCCAUCAUUUUUAAAGCUCCCAUUAGGUUCCCCAGGACCAUCCAGUGAUCAUAGCAGUGGAGCUUCAUCACCUCUCUUUGACAGUGGCUUACAUUUAAAUGGAAACUCAACUAACACGGCCCCAUCAUCACCUUCUUCACCCAUAGCUAAUGAACCAAAAUAUGAGAAGCGCUGGCUAGACACCUUAUCAGUUCCUUUGUCGAUGGCUCGAAUCUCGAGGUACAAAACUGGAACAGAUAAAUUAAGAUCUAAUGCAUUUGAAGUGCUGGCACUCGAUGGAGUUGGUACUGGGAUACUUCAGUUUUAUACAGCCCAGGAGAGUGCUGACUGGCUGAGAGCAAUGUCAACUAACAUCAGUGAUUUGACACUUCAAAAUAUGAAAAUGGCAAAUAAAUGCUGUUCUCCCUCAGACCAGGUCAUACAUAUGGGAUGGGUAAAUGAGAGACUUGAAGGAACUGAUUCAUCUCAACUCUACAAAUUCAAGUUUCUGGCACUGAAGGGUUCGUCCUUCUAUAUUUUCAGCACUCCACCGGUAAGCACACUAGACUGGGUACGAGCUGAAAAAAUCUAUAACCUCUGUGAGGUUCUAUUUAAAAUUCACAAGCUCUGGCUUGCUGAUGAUUGCUGGCUACAAGCAAACAUGUAUUUAGGUAUUCAUCAGGACUUUGAUCUUGAAGACCAGAGGCUGUAUUGUUUCAGUGUUAUGGCUGGACAUGGCAAGAGUCAUUAUUUCAAUGUAGAACUGGGCAGUGAAUUGGCAGUGUGGGAGAAAUCAUUUCAAAGAGCAAUUUUCUUGGAAGUUCAAAGAACCGGGUCUAAAACAUAUAUGUGUAGUUGGCAAGGGGAUACUCUGUGUUUCACAAUCGACUUUGCUCUAGGAUUUACCUGUUUUGACAGUAAAACAAAGAAUGUGCUGUGGAGGUUUAAAUUCUCUCAACUCAAAGGCUCUUCAGAUGAUGGAAAAACAAAAGUAAAGCUGCUUUUUCAGAAUCUAGACACCAAACAAAUUGAGACAAAGGAACUUGAAUUUCAGGAUCUGACGGCAGUUUUACACUGUAUUCACUCCUUUAUAGCAGCAAAGGUGGCAUCUGUGGAUCCAUUAUUCAUAGACAGUCAGAGUAUUGCAAGAAAAUAUAUGUACAGUAACUGAUACUAGAUUAUAUGUUGUGACUAUGGAAAAUAAAUUAUUUUCUUAAAAAA